UUCAAACAAAUGUGUUAAAACUGCAAUUAUUCUGCUAAUUUGUGCUUUUUAUUUAUUUAUUUUUACAGAUGAUCAGCACUGCUGGCACUGUGGGUAAAUGGAAGGCAAUGGCACGUCCAUCUUUACCUUCUUCAUUGGACUCCACAUUACCUGGGAUAUCUCGAGAAGUGCUGUCUGUGUCCAUGGAACCAAAAUAUCAAUGUCAGCAGUGCAAAGAGAUUCUUAGGAAACCUUUCCAAGCACAGUGUGGACAUCGCUUCUGUGUGUUCUGUUUCAAACAACUCACCAGCUCGGGGCCCAUACCCUGCAAAACUUGUCGUGCUGAGGGUAUAUUUGAAGAGGCAACAUCUAUGCUCAAUAUUGCAGUGGCGUUUCCUGAUAAUGCAGCACGAAGGGAAAUUGAUAGCUUGCCAGCCAAAUGCCAAAAUGAUGGCUGUAGUUGGUCUGGAACACUGAAAGAGUAUGAGGGUCAGCAUGAAGGUCGUUGUGACUUUGAACGUGUAAAAUGUGAAGCAUGUCAAGCACUCAUCUUGGUCCGUGAAAAAGACCACCACAAUGAGCGGGAAUGCGAGGCCAGAACCCUGAACUGCAAAUACUGCAAGGUCACAUUCAACUUCAAAGAAAUUAAGGCCCAUGACGAAAUAUGUCAGAAAUACCCCAUGCAAUGCAAAGACUGUGGUAAAAAGAAAAUCCCCAGAGAGAAGUUUCAAGAGCACAUCAAGUCUUGUGCAAAGUCUAAGUUGGCGUGCCAGUUCAGUGAAAUUGGCUGCAGGGCAGUGGUUGACAAUGGUAAGCAGCAGGAGCAUGAGCAGACCAGCAUGACGGAACAUUUGCGUCUCAUGCUAGCCGUGCUGUCCUCUGAGCGCCUGCGGGCCGAGGGUGCUGGAGAGUUGCAGGAAGAUUCCGGACUGGGAUUGUAUCGCGGACCUGAAGACGCAUCUCCAGCGGGGGCUCAUGCUGCUGGCCAUAAUGCAGGAAGAGGAGGCGGUCCUGGUGUACAGCAGAAAGUCACAGCUUUGGAGAACAUAGUGUGUGUGUUGAACAGGGAGGUGGAGCGCUCGGCCCUCACCCUGGAGGCACUAUCCCGUCAACAUCGGUUAGAUCAGGAAAAGAUAGAUAACUUGUCAAACAAGGUGCGACAGCUAGAACGGACUUUAACCAUGCGAGAUCUGCAGUUAGCAGAAUCAGAGCAGUCCUUGCGGGAGCUGCAGUUUUGUACAUACGAUGGAGUUUUCAUUUGGAAAAUUGCAGACUUCUCUCGCCGCAGACAAGACGCAGUGGGGGGCCGGGCACCUGCCAUGUUCUCACCUGCGUUCUACUCCAGUAAAUAUGGGUAUAAGAUGUGUCUGAGACUCUACCUGAAUGGUGACGGCACAGGCCGGGGCACUCAUCUUUCUCUUUUCUUUGUGGUCAUGAGGGGCAAAUAUGAUGCAUUGCUGAAGUGGCCCUUUAGCCAGAAGGUGACAUUGAUGUUGUUGGACCAAAACAACAGAGAGCACAUCAUUGAUGCUUUUAGGCCUGACGUGAGCUCCACAUCCUUCCAGAGACCCAUCAGUGAGAUGAACAUAGCCAGUGGUUGUCCUCUCUUCUGCCCUCUAGCCAAGCUGGCAGGCAAAAGCUCAUAUCUGAGAGAUGACACCAUAUUUAUUAAAGCCAUAGUCGACCUCACCAGCUUAUAAAGCACUGGAAUUACUCAUAAUAAUAAUAAUAAUAAUAAUUGAUAUU
Messenger RNA from Sinocyclocheilus grahami, 1725 nucleotides. Its product is annotated as TNF receptor-associated factor 2-like. The record is from RefSeq and is a predicted model, not a curated record. The transcript is spliced from 10 exons. Lineage: Eukaryota; Metazoa; Chordata; Actinopteri; Cypriniformes; Cyprinidae. Gene Ontology annotation, molecular function: tumor necrosis factor receptor binding; zinc ion binding; ubiquitin-protein transferase activity. Gene Ontology annotation, biological process: tumor necrosis factor-mediated signaling pathway; protein autoubiquitination; regulation of apoptotic process. The coding region runs from base 69 to 1679 and encodes 536 amino acids. Gene Ontology annotation, cellular component: cytoplasmic side of plasma membrane; plasma membrane signaling receptor complex.